AUUUCUUAUUGAGGGAUUUUAAUGGUCAACGGAAAGACAAUAGAAAAUGAAAGGUACAAUUAUAUAGAUCACUUAAGUUGUCAAAGGUAUAAUCGUUAUAUUGUAGAAACAUAAGGUUGACUACUAAACACUAUAUAAAAUGCAUAAAUAUGUGACAAGGGGAAGACAAGACAACAAUUCUUAGCCUCCUUCUCUUUAGUUGUCCCUCAUCUGUUUUAAGUGUAUUUAAGAGUUCUUAAUCUUGAACUUUGGAUUUGAAUUCACCAAAAUUUGAAGUUGAAUGCAUACCCUUUAUUUCCUUUCAAGACUUUUUGAGCUUUCUUGUCCUAAAAACUAAUUUUGAUUACACCAGGCAGGGAAAUCAAGGAAGAUUCUUUAAGGUAAUUUCAUAAGCAAAAUGAGUGUUAUGUAUGAAGAGCUAAGGAGAAACCAAGAAAUGGAUUCAACAAGUAUUGGACAUUCCAAACAACAACAUUCUGGAGUACUAAUGAGGUACAGUUCAGCUCCAAGCUCAUUUUUUACAAGCCUUAUUGACAACAACAACAACACUCAUAGCUAUGCCAACAAUGAAGAAUCUUUUACAACAAGUAAUUCAGAAAUGGAUACCAUGUUGUCUAAAUUGAUAUCUACCAACAAUGGAUGGAACAAUUCUUCUGAGCCUCUGCAAGAGUUUGGAGUCAAGGUUGUUAAGCAAGAAGAAAGUGAAUCUAAUGGUUAUUCUUAUGGUGGUUCUGAGUUGACUUACCAAGACUUGUCAAAUGGUUCUUCCAAUUCUUUUUAUGGAUCUUUUGUUGGAGUUAACUCUAUGGAUUCAGAGAAUUGUACUCAAUCUAAAAUUGGUGUUAGGAAUUGCUCCAAUCUCAUUAGGCAAAAGAGUUCACCCGCUGGAUUUUUCUCUAGUGAAAAUGGUCUUGCUACAUUGAGAGAGCUAGAAAUCUUCAAAGCCAAUGAAAUAUCAAAUGCACAAACAAGAGGGUUCCAUGGUACACUUAACUUCUCAUCUACUUGCUUGAAAAGAAUGCCACAAAUAGCUGAAAAUGGAAUCCAAAGCAUAGAUUCAAAUUGCGACCAAGGUAGAGACAUAAUAAAUGAAAAUGGUAGCACCAAAUGUCACAUGCCUAGCUUCAAUAAUGAAUUUUGGGACAAUUCUUCAUUCAAUGCUCAAAAAGUAGAAAGUGAAGAUGAAAUCAUGUUUUCUACCACAAAUGGUUUGGAAUCUCAGGAAGGAGAUUUUUGCUAUCAAAACCUUGGUUUGACUCACCAAUUGAGUCUUCCUAGUUCAUCCACUAAGAUGACAUCUAUUGAGAAGUUUCUUCAAAUUCAAGGAUCUGCUCCUUGUAAAAUUCGAGCCAAAAGAGGGUUUGCCACUCAUCCAAGAAGCAUUGCAGAAAGGGUAAGAAGAACGCGAAUUAGUGAAAGAAUCAAGAAACUGGAAGGCCUUUUCCCAAAAUUAGACAAGCAAACAAACACAGCAGAUAUGUUGGAUUUGGCAGUUGAGUACAUUAAAGACUUGCAAGGACAAGUUCAGAUACUCACAGAUUGUAGAGAAAAAUGCAAAUGUACAAGCAAUGAGAAGCUAUACACUAAACAUUGUAGCUGAUUUAUAUCCUUGUAAAUAGCAAAAGGAAGCAGGAUAUUUUUGUGUAUAUAUUAAAAAAUCUUUAAUGAGUGUGCCAAAGUUGGCAAUUGUAAUUAUAAAAAAUAAUGCUGAUAUUUGCUUAGUAUGAGUUUAUGUCCAUGAGAUUUUUUUUGUUUAUUUUUUCACUUUUGUUUACAAUUUUUUCUUCUGAUAUUCCUUUUCCUUUUAGCUUGAUUGGUCAAAGGAUCAUUAUGUACUAUAUCAGGUUUAGCAGGGGUCUUUCUUUCUCUGUAGCUCUACAUUAUACAUAUAAGAAGUCCGAUUGCACUAAUAA
Cicer arietinum (chickpea) is the source of this 1913-nucleotide messenger RNA. Its product is annotated as transcription factor bHLH130-like. Gene Ontology annotation, biological process: regulation of transcription by RNA polymerase II. Gene Ontology annotation, molecular function: DNA-binding transcription factor activity, RNA polymerase II-specific; protein dimerization activity; RNA polymerase II cis-regulatory region sequence-specific DNA binding. Gene Ontology annotation, cellular component: nucleus. NCBI's taxonomy places the organism in Eukaryota, Viridiplantae, Streptophyta, Magnoliopsida, Fabales, Fabaceae. The record is from RefSeq and is a predicted model, not a curated record.